Cottoperca gobio is the source of this 2098-nucleotide messenger RNA. RefSeq names its product 5-hydroxytryptamine receptor 7-like. The record is from RefSeq and is a predicted model, not a curated record. The transcript is spliced from 2 exons. Gene Ontology annotation, cellular component: plasma membrane. NCBI's taxonomy places the organism in Eukaryota, Metazoa, Chordata, Actinopteri, Perciformes, Bovichtidae. Gene Ontology annotation, biological process: chemical synaptic transmission; smooth muscle contraction; vasoconstriction. Gene Ontology annotation, molecular function: G protein-coupled serotonin receptor activity. The coding region runs from base 134 to 1597 and encodes 487 amino acids.
GUAGUUUAUCCUGAGGGGGGGCUGUGGAGGAAUUACUAAUUUCUCACACCAACACCGGCACACCCCUGCGCGCCUAUGUCACCACCAGACUGCUCUCCAAGUCCAUGGAUAAAAAGGAACAGAAGGCAGCAGAAUGGUUGUUGUGGGAGCGAGUAACGGAACCUUCGGUAGUGGCAACAUGAGGUCGUCCUUCAUGAUAGAAGAUAGAACUGGUGGAGGAGAUCUCGGGGGCUCCACCAACAUGAUGAUCUCGGAGGCUCUUGCGCCCCGGCUGCUGAAGAUUGCGCAGGGCGCCGCAGAGGCAGCGGCAGCAGCGGCAGCAACGACGUCUCCAUCCACCUCCAGUCAGCCGCAGGUCAUGGAGAUGAACGGGACACGGUGCGGCGAGCAGAUCCUGAGCUACGGCCGGUUUGAGAAAGUCCUGAUCGGUGGGAUCCUCACCAUGCUCACACUCUCCACCAUCUGCGGGAAUUUACUGGUGGUCAUCUCCGUGUGUUUCGUCAAAAAGCUGCGCCAGCCGUCCAACUACCUGAUCGUUUCACUCGCCGUGGCGGACCUGUCAGUGGCUCUGGCCGUGAUGCCGUUCGUCAGCAUCACGGACCUUAUUGGUGGCCAGUGGAUAUUCGGACAGUUCUUCUGUAACGUUUUUAUCGCCAUGGAUGUGAUGUGCUGCACCGCGUCCAUCAUGAGUCUCUGCGUAAUCAGCAUCGAUAGGUAUCUGGGUAUCACAAAGCCCCUGACGUAUCCUGUCCGUCAAACCGGCUGCUGCAUGGCCAAGAUGGUGCUGUCAGUGUGGCUCCUCUCAGCCUCCAUCACCCUCCCCCCUUUGUUCGGCUGGGCGCAGAACGUCAAUGACGGCAGAGUCUGCCUCAUCAGCCAGGACUUUGGCUACACCGUCUACUCUACAGCUGUGGCGUUCUACAUCCCCAUGUCAGUGAUGUUGAUCAUGUACAACAGGAUCUACCGGGCGGCCAAACUCAGCGCUGCCAAGCACACCAUCACCUGCUUCCCCAGGGAGGGGGAGCACAGCUCGGGGGGAGCUUCUCGAAGAAGAGGGCAUGAGGCUCAGGGUUCUGAAGUAUCAGGAGGAACCGGAAGUGUUGAAGGAACCGAAGCUGAGGAAGAGGAGGAGAGCUUGGACUGUGUGGCAGCAGCGUUAAAGCUCCAGCGUGAAGUGGAGGAGGAGUGCAGCUCCCGUGUUUCUCGCCUGCUCAAGACGGGGGAACAUCACCAACGCAGGAAGAGGACAAACCAGUCCAUCUUCAAACGGGAGCAGAAGGCUGCGACCACUCUGGGCAUCGUGGUCGGUGCCUUCACCUUCUGCUGGCUGCCCUUCUUCUUGGUGUCCACCGCCAGGCCGUUUAUCUGCGGCGUGGAGUGCAGCUGUGUGCCGCUCUGGCUGGAAAGAACUUUGUUGUGGCUCGGAUACGCCAACUCCCUCAUUAAUCCCUUCAUUUAUGCGUUUUUCAACCGCGAUCUGAGGACCACCUACAGUAACCUCCUGCGGUGUCGCUUUAGAAACAUCAAUCGGAAGCUGUCAGCGGCUGGUAUGCACGAGGCUCUGAAGCUGGUGGAGAAGCCAGACAGUGAUGUGUAAAGCUGUACGUCUGCCAAUCAGCGACUCUGCAGAGACCAACAGAGACAACUGCCAGGGGAAACGCCCAGCGGGGUUUACACUGUGGUACAAGGCCACCACGCUGCCAGAUUACUUAUUUCCCCAAAUGUGUAGAUGAUUGCUGAGGCGAGGCAGGAUGAUGUGAUUAAAUGGAUGCACAUGAAGGAACACUGAAGAAGCCUAAAUCUUUUUUUUUUUUUUUGGGGUAUUGGGAAAAAAUGGAGGGUUUGUUCAGCUCUGAAUAGUGUCUGCUGCAGAGUCCUCACAACUACUGUCCAACAAUUGUAAUGAAGGUCGCCGCCGUGGUGCAGUCCACACUAACUUGCUGCCAAACCUAACAGUCUUUUGCACGUGACGUUCUUACAAAAGUUGUUGGAGCUCCACACUGAAACUUUCCACCUGAGUCGCCGCUGUCUUGUAUUUUCAGAUCGAGCCGAGGAACAUUUGCCCACACAAAUAAAAAAGGACAUCUUGGAGCUCUGA